AUGAAACGGGAUAAGUGGAAGCCAUCUAAGUAUUCUGUCUUAUGUGAAAAACACUUCACACCAGAUGAUUAUGUGAGGGUAAAAGGCCAGCUAACAGAUUGUUUAAAACCAACAUUGAAACCAAAUGCUGUACCAUCAGUUUUCGAUUUCCCUCCCCAUCUUAACAAGGCGACUAAACCUAGAAAUCCUGCUAAGAGAAAAGCUCCCAGCCCGAAGAAAGAAGUUCCUAAAAAGAAACCUAGAAUUUCCAAUCAGCCUGUUAUGCAAGACCAUAAUUAUUGCAUAUCUCCUGCGAAGGUUAUUCCAAAAUUGAAAAAGUCUCUGGAAAAAAAAAGAAAGAAGAUAAGAGCACUGACAAGCAAAAAUCUGCGCAAGGAGAAAACAAUAAAGGGAUUGGUGACGAAACUGGAAAACGCACGGCACUUAUCUAAGGAGCAAAGUCAAAGUCUACUAUCCAAUUUUGGUCACAUGACAAAGGACUUGUUUAUAAACAAGCAGAAACAUGCUGGCAAAUCAAAAGGUUCACGAUAUGGCGAUACCAUCAACAAUUUGCAGUAACACUACAUUUCUACAGCCCGAAGGCAUACAAGUUUGUACGAAAGUCACUUCACCUACCAUGUCCAGCCACCAUACGAGCUUGGGCAGCAGCUAUCAAGUGUGAGCCUGGUUUCUUGACUUGUGUCAUUGAACACUUGCAGAACAGUCUUGAUGUAGAUGACAAGGAUUGUUUUCUGUUAGUUGAUGAGAUGUCCAUAAAAAAGGAAGUAAUAUGGGACAAGAAGAACAAAAAAUUUGCAGGAAACACAGACUAUGGCCCUAUCCUAGCAGAGGAACAAGAUAGCAUUGCCACUAAUGCCCUAGUUGUCAUGGCUGUCAGACUGAAAAAGCCAUGGUUCCAUCCAUUUGCAUACUUCUUAGUGGAUCGUGUUAAUGCCAAAAUGCAGGCACAAAUAAUCAAAGAGGGAAUUAACUUACUUACCGAUGCAGGUCUUGAUGGUUGUGCAAAGAACAUCGCCACAGCAAGGUGUCUGGGAUGCAACAUUGACAAAUUCGACGGCUCAUUCAAGCACCCAUCACGACCAAACAAAACACUCUAUGUCAUUUUGGAUGUGUGCCACAUGUUGAAGCUUGCACGCAACAGCUUGGGGGACAUGAAGGUGUUCUUCACAGAGAGUGGGGACAUGAUCAGUUGGCAGUACAUCACAGCACUCUAUAAUGUUCAACAAGGUGAUGUUUUGCAUCUUGGAAACAAACUUAAAGCUACACAUGUAAGGUGGCAUAACCAAAAAUAAAAGUGGCUGUCGCAGCCCAAACCUCGAGUAAUUCUGUUGCGGCUGGUAUAAUGUACCUUCAAAACCUCAAUUUAGAACGGUUUAAAAAAAGUGAAGAAGCGGCAGAAUUCAUUCUGAAAAUUAACAACAUGUUUGGCAUUUUGAAUUUCAAGAGUAAGUUUGGCAAGAGUUACAAAGGUCCACUUACAUUAGAAAAUCUGGAUGAAUUACGUCAUUACCUUCUCGACACAAUUAGUUAUUUAACUGAACUGAAGGAUAAUAAUGGAACAAAAUUAAUGAAUGGCCCAAGAAAAACAUUUAUCCUUGGUUUUGCUGUGUCAGCAAAAUUAAUUAUGGCUUUGGCUAAAGAACUAUUAUCAAGAAAUUACAACAAGUUCAAGUAUAUGCUUACCUACCUUUUUUCCCAAGAUCAGCUGGAAAUGUUCUUUAGCAAGAUUCGGAGUUAUCUUGGAUGGAACAACAACCUAAAUGCACUCCAGUUUAAGUGGGCCCUGAGAGCAUUGCUUCAGAAGAACCAGGUGACUGCUGCUGAAACUGGCAAUUGCUCUGUCAUAGAAGAGGAGAAGUUCUCCAAAGAAGCCGAAGGUGUAGAUAGCAAAGUUGCCGCUCUGUUGAAUAGUUCCACCAUCUGGCAUGAGGAUGUCCUGGCAUACAUAGGGGGAUAUAUAGCCAAAAUCAUCCCUGGCUGUAUCAAAUGUGCAGAAUGUGCUGGGGCCGGUUGUAUAAAAACGUAGUUAAAGUUAACUAUAGUUAGCGUUAACUAGCGUAGUUAAAUCCUUAACUACGGUUAGCUAACUACAUGACUUAACUGCGUUGCACAAAACGUAGUUAGUCGGAUAGUUAACUAAUCACCUAGUUAACUGUGCGUGGGGUUCGCGUGGGGUAGUUAACAUAAAUUAACAUAAAUUAUGACGUUGAUAAAUGACCGCUGACAUGCAUUAAGCAAAUUUAAACUUAAUUGUGGGCUCGAUUUUGUUUCGAAAACAAUUUUAAUGGCGAACGAUUGGAAUGAAUACUCUUCAUAAAUGGCUUAAUAUUGCGAUGAAAAGCAAUCCUUUUAGAUAUUUUGCAUACUAUUGUGGAUGAACGUAUGAACUCCAUGGUUUGUGUGUUUCAACUUUAAAACUUAUAAAAUUGGAUGAUGAAAUAGUAUAUCUCAAAUAUCUGAAGACUGAAGCUGAAUCGGUCCAAUUUCAAUGUUGGAUGAAAAUUAACUGGAUCUGCUACUCACACAGUCACAUUUAUCAAAGUGGAGCGAUAUAAUUUAUCUGUUUAAAAUGAAUGAUGCUAUUAUUUUUACCUGCUAUUCAGUUUGGGAUUAUUUCUACCAUCUUGGAAGAAUUCAACGAAGAAUUUAAUAUCACUAUUCACUAAUAUGGGAUGUUGUUUUAUCUCCUCUAUUAAUAAGAUGAGUUUCAUACCUAAUUUAUUACAAUAUGUACAGUACCUAUUCUCUUAUUAGAAGGUCGUAUAAUUUAUGCCUUUGGCACCUUUACAACUAGUAAACUAACCUGA
Paramuricea clavata is the source of this 2807-nucleotide messenger RNA. The record is from the annotation of a GenBank genome assembly. Lineage: Eukaryota; Metazoa; Cnidaria; Anthozoa; Malacalcyonacea; Plexauridae.